This is a messenger RNA of Rhizophagus irregularis DAOM 181602=DAOM 197198, 480 nucleotides long. The record is from RefSeq and is a predicted model, not a curated record. Lineage: Eukaryota; Fungi; Glomeromycota; Glomeromycetes; Glomerales; Glomeraceae.
AUGUCACAUCAGGCCAGUAAAAAGCUUAAAUUGAAUAUAACCAAUUAUUCAGUUAAAGGUGGAAAUCUCAAAUUCUAUGUCAAGACUAGAUGGUCAACAGCCUGGGAUUGUACAAGUUCUAUUUUACGUCUUAAGAAUCAGUUAAAAAAUUUGCUUAAUGAAUGUCCAGAAAUAUUGAAUAACAAAAUUAAAGGUUUAUUACGAACCAGAUCAUUUUUUAAUGAUAUUAAUACCGUUAAUACUUUAUUAGGUCCAGUCAAAUCAGCAGUAAAAGCUCUUGAAUUCAAAUCUACUACACUUGCUAAUUGUUUUAUUGAAUUAAUCAAAUUAUCACAAAGAAUUAAUUUUCUUCCACCAAUAUCGGAUCAAAAUUUUAAAUCUACUUGUAUUGAAUUAUUUAACAAGAGGUGGAAACAAUUUGAUUUUGAUCUUUAUGUCCUAAGUUAUAUGCUUCAUCCAUACUAUCAAGGUAAAAUAUAA